Onthophagus taurus is the source of this 2601-nucleotide messenger RNA. Lineage: Eukaryota; Metazoa; Arthropoda; Insecta; Coleoptera; Scarabaeidae. The record is from RefSeq and is a predicted model, not a curated record.
UCACGGUUAUUAUUGUCUUGUCACUUUACACGUUUUGAGUUAACCUCAAAACGCGCGGUUAAUUUAUUUAGUUAAUUUUUGGUUUAAUCAUGCCUCCAAAAUUCUCAAAAUCCUCAGGUUUAUGGGUGCAUUGUGAUACAUGUUCCACUGCUUUUCUCCAAAAAGAUGCCGAGCUACAUACCACCGAUUGUCCGCCUGACGACAAAAACCACACAUACGAUUACAUUAAAGAUUCCACCCUUGUUAGUACGUUAGACGUCAAGAGUAAUGAAGAUGUUAAAUCAGUAACACAACUGGAUAGAGAUCAUAUGGUAUUUAUGAGCCAAAGCACCAUACAGAUUUGUGGAUUUUCAAUCGGACAAUAUGUAAGCAUUAAAUGUGAUGGGUUAAAGUUUCCAAUUGCCAGAAUGGUGUGGCCUACAACUGAAAAAAAUAUAACAGCCGUUUUGUUAACAAAAAAUGCUAUGGAUUUAUUGGAACUAAAAUCAAACUCAAUAGUUUCAGUAUCAAAGAUAAAUCCAAUUUUUGAUGCAAAUACAGUAACCUUAAUUUUAUUAAAUAACCAAAAAUCGUUUGUUUUAUGCACAGAAUUACAAACAAGAAUAUCUAAAAGUUACGCUCACAAAGUGAUAGCUAAAAAUAAUUUAAUUACAAUAGUAUUUUAUGGUAGAUUACUUAGAUUUGUUGUAAAAAGCAUUCAAUGUGAUCCAAUUCAAUUUAUUGAAGCUGAAUUGGGCGAAAUGUGUCUUGAGCAUGACACUAAUAGUCUGGUUUUUUAUCAAAUAACGGAAAAAACUCAAUUUAAAUUAUUUAAAAGCGGUGCUGAUUAUCAAAAACAAGUAAUUUUAAAAGACGCCAUUGAUGAUGUAGGUGGAUUAGAUGACGAAAUUGCGGAACUAAAUGAAUUAAUCACAGUUGGAUUAAAUUUAUCUGAAGUUACCAUCAAUUUUAGACCAACAAAAGCUUGUUUAUUAUACGGUAACUCAGGAACAGGAAAAACUUUAUUAACUAAAGCCUUAACAAAAACAAUAAAGGCUUAUGUUGUCUCAAUAUCAUCUAGUGAUUUAUACACGAAAUAUAGUACGAGUAUUGAAGAUAAAUUGGAUUCAUCUUUUACUGAAGCUGACGAAAAUGCUCCUAGUAUUGUUAUUUUUGAUGAAUUCGAUAUUUUAUGUCCUUCAAAGCCUAGUAGGACCACAGACUCAGAAAAAAAAAUUGUCUCUAAAGUUUUAACAUUUUUUGAUAGCAUUAUUGAAGGAGAUAAACAAAUUUUUAUAAUUGGAACUACAAAUAAAAUCGAUUCUAUUGAUAAUUGUUUUAGAAGGUGUGGUCGAUUUGAUAGAGAAUUAGAAAUUCCCACUCCAAACCCAAUAAAUCGUUUUCAAAUUCUUAAAAAAAUGUUAAAAAACGUCAAAUUAAUAAUUGACGAAGAAUCUUUAAAAAAAAUUGCUUUCAAUGCCCACGGAUUUGUUGGAGCUGAUCUCCAAGCUUUAUGUUCAAGAGCAACUCUUCACGCUACUCGUUUCAAUAGGAAUGCUUUAGAAAUGGAAGAUUUUAAUUUUGCUCUGACGAAAGUACGGCCAAGUGCGAUGCGCGAAAUCCAAAUUGAGGUACCUAAUGUUCGUUGGUCAGAUAUUGGUGGACAAGAUAAUUUAAAAUUGGUUCUUAAACAAGCCGUUGAAUGGCCUUUGAAAUAUCCCGAUUGUUUCGUUCGAAUGGGAAUAACUCCUCCAAGAGGUGUUUUAAUGUUUGGCCCACCUGGUUGUUCAAAAACAAUGAUUGCCAAAGCUUUAGCAACUGAAAGUGGUUUGAAUUUUAUUUCGAUUAAAGGACCGGAAUUAUUUAGCAAGUGGGUUGGAGAAUCUGAAAGAGCGGUUAGAGAAGUUUUUAGAAAAGCAAGACAAGUUGCCCCUUCUAUUAUAUUUUUUGAUGAAAUCGAUGCUUUGGGUGGUGAAAGAUCCGGCAGUUCUUCGACGAAUGUUCAAGAAAGAGUUUUAGCCCAAUUAUUAACAGAAUUAGACGGUGUAACUCCUUUAGGAGAUGUUACCGUUAUCGCCGCUACGAACCGACCAGAUCGAAUUGAUAAAGCGUUGUUAAGACCAGGAAGAUUAGAUCGACUAGUUCUUGUACCUUUACCAGAUGAAACAACUCGAAAAGAAAUUUUUAAAUUAAAAUUAGCAAAAAUGCCUGUUUCACAAGUGUAUAUUGCGGUUUUAGUUGAAAAAACUGUCAAUUAUACUUGCGCUGAAAUUGUUGCUGUUUGUCAUGAAGCUGCAAUGGCUGCUUUGGAAGAAAGUUUAAACGCUCAAGAAGUAACAAUGAAACAUUUUUAUAAAGCUCUUGAAAUAAUAACACCUAGAACUCCAGAUAGUUUAUUGGCAAUAUAUGAUGAUUAUUAUUUAAAAUAUCGUCAGUAUAAAUAAUUUUAUAUCUUCAUAUAAAUGGAUAACUUUGGAAAUAAAAUGUAUCUGUUAAAGUUUUAGAUUUAUGAUCAAUGUUUUUUCAACUAAUUGAUAAAAUCUCUGAAAGUAUCAAGCACUUAGUAUUAAAACUUUUUGUAUGAUAAUUAAAAUUAAAUAUCUAAUCUUUGAUACAACAGCA